UUAAGUCUUAAAUGGCCAAAUACUAAAAUUAUACCAGAAUAAAAGAAAACUUUUCCAAAAUUUAUGUCGAAAAAAAAACUAAAAAAUUGUUAAAAAAAGCAAUACAACACCAGAAAAACCAAAAAAUAUAUAUAUUUUUUUUAACGUUUUUUUGCAACUCUAAACACAAGAAUUAUUUUUAGUAGAUGGCACAUAAGAAGCUAGCUCUAUGGAGCAGCAACUAUAGUAUUUUUAGAAAAGAGAAAGAGAAGCAACAUUACAUGUGAAUGCAUAUAAAAAGGUUUUAGUUAGGGCAGGCAAUCAUUAAGAAUAAAAUUUAAAAAAUCAAAAAACAAAAUAAAAAAGUCACGGUGAAAAUUAUCAAGUCACAAAAUAUCAAAUAGCUAAUAAACAUUCUUGUUAUUAUUAUUAUAUGUUAUCACAACUAUUAGAUGUUUACUUUAUGUUAGUUAGUAAUGUUAUGUUAUUAUAAUUAUUAUAGAACUUUUAAAAAAGACUGUCUUUUCUACCUGCAUUUUAAAGCAUCAGAAGAUGGACAAUCAUUAGUUUGGCAAGAUAUGGAUAAUAAUCACAAUCAUGAAGUUUCUGAAAUUCUCUAUAAGCACCUGCCUAAUCAACGAAAGCUUCCAGAUUAUGCUAUUCAUAAAGCUAAAGAGUUAAUGAAUUUAAAGCCAAACAAAAAGCUGCUGCAAAAAGAAUUAAUUAGUUCCACAGGCAAAGUUAUAACUCUUAGAGAUAUAUCAAAUAUUGCUGCUUCUUCUCACAAAAAUGAUAGCCGGAAUGAUAUCACAUCAUUUGUGACAACUUUAAAAGAAAAAUAUAGUAAGUAGUAUUUAAAAUACCUUUGUACAGUUAUUGCUAUUAUAUUGUUUACUAUAAAUCUAUAAGCAUAUUAAUAAA
Molecule: messenger RNA, 900 nt
Organism: Hydra vulgaris (swiftwater hydra)
Lineage: Eukaryota; Metazoa; Cnidaria; Hydrozoa; Anthoathecata; Hydridae
Source: RefSeq, a predicted model, not a curated record